Macrobrachium nipponense is the source of this 1509-nucleotide messenger RNA. RefSeq names its product tropomyosin-1, isoforms 33/34-like. The transcript has a single exon. The record is from RefSeq and is a predicted model, not a curated record. Gene Ontology annotation, cellular component: actin filament. Bases 1 to 1509 code for a protein of 502 amino acids. Gene Ontology annotation, biological process: actin filament polymerization. NCBI's taxonomy places the organism in Eukaryota, Metazoa, Arthropoda, Malacostraca, Decapoda, Palaemonidae.
AUGAAUCAAAGGAUCAAGGAGGAACACGAGAUAGCCGAAAAGGCCCUCCGUCGAGCCAAGGACGAGCUUCGCAUAUGCCAAAACGAAAGGGACUUGCUUGAAAGUCUUGUGAGCCGACUCGACGUGUCGACGGUGGACUGCAGUUCUCUCGAGCGAGAGAACUCCAAGCUGUUAGAAGCUCUCCGCCUCGAGAGGAAAGAACAUGAGGCAACGAAGGAGCAGCUCCUCAUAGCCCAGAGAGAGUUACUUGGCGUUCGAGAGGAAUUCAGACAGGCUCUCUCGAGAGAAAAUAAGUGGCAGAAGGAAAUUCUACCAAGAGCCGAAAGAAGUAAGCUCGAGAGCCAGAUGGACUCGUCUCGGGAUGAGUAUUUUGAAAGGAAUAUCGUCUCAAGCACUGGAACUGAAGCCAGUGGGCCUUCUGAGGCUACAGAGACACACGAGCCGGAGGAAUCUGGAGCAGACACUGACGCUGAUCUUAGAAGCCCGCACAGUCCCCGAGCCACGAUUGUAAGAGAAAGAAUGAGAAGAAGGAUCAGGGAAUUGAAAAAGCGAAAAUCUUGGAAAAAGAGACCGGAGAAGACGCAACCAAGGGAUUCAUUAAUGAGGCACAUGUCUAAACCAUUCCCACGGUUGCCUAGAACAAAGUCGAAGAGGCGGCAACCGACAAGAUCAAUGGAAUCGUCGGCGUGGGAAUGGUCCUUGGGAACACUCUCUUGGUCGACAACCGAGUCCGCAGAGUCUGUGAUACAGCUACAGAACACAGAAUUAGGAAGUAGACGGCUUGUUCUGUUCGUCAGAAAGAUUCUGAUAGGGCUCCAGACAAUAAACUCUUUCCUGGACUUGAUGGAGAGGUGCUCCCUACGGAAAAAAAAUAGGAAGGCCGCCAAGGGUGUCGUAGACCCACCACCUCCUAAAACUCCCGUUCCUGUUCCUCCUAAUCCGUAUGAACUCUGGCUCUCGGCACGAUAUCCUUAUGGGCAACAGCCUCCAGGAUUACUUCCUGGUCAAGUACCUGCACCUCCCGGAGUACCAGUAUUUGCUCCUCCAGGAGCCGUGCGUUAUCCAGGGGUACCUGGCCUUCCAGGAGUCCCAAGUGCUCUAGGGGUACCUGGACUUCCAGGAGUAGCUGGUGUUCCAGGAGUACCUGGCCUUCCAGGAGUAGCUGGUGUUCCAGGAGUACCUGGCCUUCCAGGAGUAGCUGGUGUUCCAGGAGUACCUGGCCUUCCAAGAGUCCCAGGUUUUGCAGGGGUACCUCCUCUUCCAGGAUUACCUGCUGUUCCAGGAGAACCUGCCGUUCCAGGAGUACCUGCCUACCACCAAAGAACCCAAGCUCCUCCAGGUACACAACAUGCCUUCCCCAGAGCCCCAGUACCUCUUGGAUAUGUGCCUCAAGGUGUAGGAUUCGCCCCUCCAGGUGUAGGAUUCGCCCCUCCAAGAUUGCCACCUGAACAAUUGCUGCCCUAUCCAGGAUAUGUACCUCCAAGACCCCGGCCACCGCAAAAUAUCUAA